Molecule: messenger RNA, 1015 nt
Organism: Diospyros lotus (date-plum)
Lineage: Eukaryota; Viridiplantae; Streptophyta; Magnoliopsida; Ericales; Ebenaceae
Exons: 2
Coding region: 69-617 (182 amino acids)
Source: RefSeq, a predicted model, not a curated record
GGAAAGGAGGGAGAGAGAGGCAGCGGCGGUCAGAGUCAGAUGCUCAAGGCUGGGCUCACGCUUUCUUUAUGUGCAAUCGCAAAGAUACUGCGAAAAUCAUGUGGGAAUGGUUGCGGUGUUCGGGGACCAAAACCAAGCACAAAGCUCAGAAUCAACAGACCUUGCUCGGCCACCGGAGCGGCGAUGCCGAUCACGCCGCGGAGGACGAUCCAACGGCCACCGUCGCAUCAACGCUGAUGGUCCUGGUAGCCUGGCUGAGCCGCCGCCGUAGACGAUACCUCCUCCUCGCCCUCUGCUCGCCGGUCCUCAUCCCCUUCCUCUGCGCGACCUUCCCCCUCCUCUGCGCCGCUGAGGUCUGCAUCCGCCUCUGCCGCCUCCGUCGCCGCCGGAGACUCCUCAAAUCUGCUCCUCCCACCGACGACCACGGCGGCGAUGGGAUGCACCUCUGCGAGGAAGGCCGAUGCGGCGGUGGUGAAGGCGGUGAAUCGGUUCUCCUGCAGAGGUAUCUCGAAAACCAAUUGGUUCUUGCUCUUGGAUCUGUACAUGACUGUGGCGAUUACGAUUACGAUGAGGACGACCACGACGACACGCCAGAUGAAGGCGGUGGCGGCGGAUGAAAGUUUUAAGAGUAGAAGGCACCUUUCGCCAUCGUAGACCCGUUCCUUGUGGUUUCAAUCUGUACAGAAGAUGGCAAUUCGACGAUGAAAUUGAAGGGUGGAAGAUUCUCUUCUUUCAGGUGAUUAUGAAUGCGGAGAUCGGGACGUGGAGCGUGGUGGAUCAAUGAAAAAGAAUUUUUCAAGAAUUUAAGUUUUAGUUUCCUUUUGAAACAAAGUUCUUGGGGUUGAACUCUGAUCUUUUCUUAUAUGUAUGCCAUAAAGCAUGUCUUGGAUUUUUAUCUAAUUUCAAGGAAGUAUGAGUUUGGCUUUAAGCUCCGGAUAUUUUUAUAUAUGUUAUUGCUAUAAAGAAUCUUCGCGAAGUCUCGUUUCUUCUGUUGAAACCAUGUUUCCAUGUCAAA